Molecule: messenger RNA, 2732 nt
Organism: Rana temporaria (common frog)
Lineage: Eukaryota; Metazoa; Chordata; Amphibia; Anura; Ranidae
Gene: RNGTT
Product: RNA guanylyltransferase and 5'-phosphatase
Exons: 16
Coding region: 279-2081 (600 amino acids)
Biological process (GO): 7-methylguanosine mRNA capping; protein dephosphorylation
Molecular function (GO): ATP binding; mRNA 5'-triphosphate monophosphatase activity; protein tyrosine/serine/threonine phosphatase activity
Source: RefSeq, a predicted model, not a curated record
UCUUCCCCCGGGGAAGUGGGUGCCGCGGUGCAUGCUGGGGUCUGUGCUCCACUUUGAAUGGGGGAGUGAGUAUAGCGGGCGCCUAGUGGGAUACUGGGGGGUACAUGUAUAGAGGGUUGACGUCACGUUUUGAUAUCGCAGUCUUGUGAGUGGCUGUAGGAGAGCCACGUGAUAGUCGAGUCAACAGGAACAACAACAAUAAUAAGUGUGUCGUGCUGAAUCGAAGUGUGUUAGUACGGACAUCAUCCUCAGUACUAGGUUCCCCGUGUAAGCACAGCAUGGCUCACAACAAGAUCCCACCCCGGUGGCUGAACUGCCCUCGCAGGGGACAGCCAGUGGCAGGAAAAUUUUUACCUUUGAAAACCAUGUUGGGUCCCAGGUAUGAUGAUCAGGUGCCUGAGGAGAAUCGAUUUCACCCGAGUAUGCUGUCCAACUACUUGAAAAGCCUGAAGGUAAAAAUGAGUCUGUUAAUUGAUUUGACAAACACUACAAGAUUUUACGACCGCGCAGAGAUAGAAAAAGAAGAUAUAACGUAUAUAAAACUUCAGUGCAAGGGACAUGCUGAGUGCCCGUCUCAAGAAAACGCAAGAGCAUUCAUUCUCUUCUGUGAUCGGUAUAUGGACCAAAAACCAGAUCAGCUUAUUGGUGUCCACUGUACGCACGGCUUUAACCGGACGGGUUUCUUAAUCUGUGCCUAUUUAGUUGAGAAGAUGGAUUGGAGCAUUGAAGCAGCAGUAGCCACAUUUGCACAGGCCAGGCCUCCAGGAAUUUACAAAGCAGACUAUCUCAAAGAACUAUUCCAGCGUUAUGGGGAUGUUGAAGAUGCUCCUCCUCCUCCUGAACUCCCGGAGUGGUGUUAUGAAGAAGAGGAUGAUGUGGAUGAUGAGGGUAAUGGCAUACUUCAGGAAGCAGAGCCAGGAUCUUCAGGAGCACCAACCAUGACCAAAAGGAAAAAGGAGCGGUUAAGACUGGGAGCCAUAUUUUUAGAAGGCAUCACAGUAAAACAUGUUGCUCAGAUAACAACUCAACCAAAACUUGGAGAAGUCCAGUGGAAAUGUCAACAGUUCUCCUCUUGGGAAGGAUCUGGGUUCCCUGGAGCACAGCCUGUAUCCAUGGACAGAACGAACCUGAAAUUUCUCGAGCAGAAGUCAUAUAAAGUGAGCUGGAAAGCAGAUGGAACACGGUAUAUGAUGCUGAUUGAUGGAAAAAAUGAAGUGUAUAUGAUUGACAGAGACAACUCAGUAUUUCAUGUAUCUAACCUUGAGUUCCCCUUUCGCAAAGAUCUGAGAGUCCAUUUGACAAACACGCUUUUAGAUGGGGAAAUGAUUAUUGAUAAAGUGAAAGGACAGGUGGUGCCUCGAUUUUUGAUAUACGACAUUGUCAAGUUCAAUGGUCAACCAGUUGGAGACUGUGACUUUACCAUCAGAAUGUCCUGCAUUGAAAAGGAGAUAAUUCUUCCAAGGCAUGAAAAAAUGAAAUUGGGACUCAUAGACAAAACACAUGAACCGUUUAGUGUGAGGAACAAGCCGUUCUUUGACAUCCAUGCUGCAAGAAAGUUACUUGAAGGAAGCUUUGCGAGAGAGGUCAGCCAUGAAGUUGAUGGACUCAUCUUUCAGCCUAUUGGAAAAUACAAAGCCGGUCGUUGUGAUGACAUUUUGAAAUGGAAGCCUCCUAACAUGAAUUCAGUAGACUUUCUGCUUAAAAUAACUCGAGUUGGAGGAGAAGGCCUUUUGACUCAGAAUGUUGGAUUACUCUAUGUUGGAAAAUAUGAGCGCCCUUUUUCACAGAUAAAGGUGACAAGAGAUUUAAAACAAUAUGACAAUAAAAUCAUAGAGUGCAAGUUUGAGAACAAUUGCUGGGUCUUCAUGCGGCAAAGAGUUGAUAAAAGCUUUCCAAAUGCCUACAAAACAGCUCUGGCUGUUUGCAACAGUAUCCAGAAUCCAGUAACCAAGGAUAUGCUGUUUGAAUUAAUUGACCGACUUACAGGAGCUACUCAGGGACAGAUUCGGAAGCAGCCCCUGGAUCCUGAUGCUCAACUUAUGCCCCCACCACCACCUAAAAUAUCACGGGUUGCUAACUGAGAUGCAGAUUAAGUGAAGCAAAGAGACAUCAUCUCGGAGGAGGAGGAUGUUCAUGCCCUCAGCACCACCUAAAAUUUCAUGGAAUGUUUACUGAGAUGCAGAUUGUGUGACGCAAGAGACAUCUCCAAGGGGGAAGUUCAUACACAUUUUCCAGUGUCACAUUCUUGCAAUAAGUACCUUUUCAUAAAAAAAAAUCUUUUUGCACAUAGUUCUUAUUGUAGCUCUCUUAAUGUCACAAAGAUACUUUCUCAAAAUGCACAUCAAUGACUAAGUGCAUUUACCUUGACUCCAUCAUGAAAGCGCAUAGAAUGCAAAGCAUCAAUUUAGAGACGUUGAAAGACGUUUUUUUUCCCCGAAGAUGGGCUAAAAAGAACAGUUGGCUCAAAGAACUUGACUUUGUUUUUUCUUAUGUAUUUGUCCACCUUGGAUAUAAAAGGAUGGCUUCCCCCUUCCAUCCUUAAAUAUAUUUUUAUUUUAUUUAAUUGGUUAGUGUAUGUUAAGAAUUAUUUAAUGUGCAUUUGUUUUCCAUUAUUUCAACAUGAAGAUCACCGGCUCUAAAUAUUGAUUGACCUGUAUAGAAAGCAACAUUGUCUAGUUUUGCUUGUUUUAAAUUUUGCUUCAUAUUUUCAGAUUAAAAAAAGUGGAAAUUUG